AUUUUAUCUAAACCGCCCCCAACCUACAUUUAAUAUAUUAAAAAAAGGUCAGGUUUCUUGCGUGCAAAGCAAUCUGUAUCUUUUGUUGUUCAGAGCAAACCAAACGCACGUAUGGCGAAUGCUGUUGCGGCCAGCGUCUCCGCCCAGGGCUGCCCCAACGCUCUCAAGCCUUCUCCCGUUCUCGCUCCUGUGAUCCCCGCGGCACACGUCGCUUCUCGGCAUAAGAAUGUGAUUGGAGAAAGAGUUUCCCUGACCUUAAGGUCUUGUAAACCCCGACUUGUAGCAUGCAAUUCAAAUGUGUCUGGUUAUCCCAUUGUGUUAACUAGCAGUUCACAGGGAUCUCAAAAAGAUCACUCAUUGCCUACGGGAAUGCGGAUCUCACAAAUUUCUUCAAGACAUAUCCCCUUUUCAGGCAGGGACCAAGGCAUGGUGUCACACACAAACCUCAAUUUACCAAGGCGUCGUAUAUCUCCAGCACCCCCUAGAGCAGCAGCGAGGGAUGUAUUUGGUUUUCGCUUACCUGUUAUGACUGAGAAACCCGAAUGGUGGUGGAGGACUUUAGCAUGUAUACCCUACAUAAUAGCUUUGCAGAUAUCUGAUGUUGGGUUUUAUCUCCACCCCUUCUCAGAACACUAUGAGCUUUUUGAAAACUUGAUUUAUUUCGUCCCUGGAGCCAUUACUAGGUUGCCAAGCUGGUUCAUCUUGGUAUAUUGCUAUAUUGCAUAUAUUGGAAUUGUGAAGAAUAAGGAUUUACCACACUUCUUCAGAUUUCACUUGAUGAUGGGCAUGCUGUUGGAAACUGCCCUGCAGAUAGUCUGGUACACCUGCAAUUUUAUGCCGCUAAUACACUACAAUGGUAGGUUUGGGAUGCACUUCUGGGCAGGCGUUGGCUUUGCAUUCAUUACAGUCUUGCUGCAGUGCAUCAGGUGCGCUGUUGCGGGCUCGUAUGUCCAAUUACCCUUAAUUAGCGAUGCUGCAUUUAUUCAUACUCUGUUCCAUAUAGGAGGUUUCCACAGGCCCUUCUAGGAAAUUUAUGUAUUGAUCGGGGAUUCUGGAGAAGGGCUACUCGUAUUGUGUAGUCCAGUUGCCUAUUUCAAAACGGGAAUAAAGAUUAUGGUUGAGUCUCUGAGUGACGGAUGUAAAAGUAAUCAUUUUGGAAAGUGUUUUUGACUGUACAAUAUUUUGUUUCUAAGAACUUAAAUAUAUUGCAGAAUGUAUUUCUGAAGCAA
Molecule: messenger RNA, 1229 nt
Organism: Mangifera indica (mango)
Lineage: Eukaryota; Viridiplantae; Streptophyta; Magnoliopsida; Sapindales; Anacardiaceae
Product: protein TIC 20-IV, chloroplastic-like
Exons: 3
Coding region: 112-1026 (304 amino acids)
Source: RefSeq, a predicted model, not a curated record